Messenger RNA from Protopterus annectens (West African lungfish), 1880 nucleotides. RefSeq names its product GA binding protein transcription factor subunit beta 1 (gene GABPB1). Gene Ontology annotation, molecular function: transcription cis-regulatory region binding; protein binding. NCBI's taxonomy places the organism in Eukaryota, Metazoa, Chordata, Ceratodontiformes, Protopteridae. Gene Ontology annotation, biological process: positive regulation of transcription by RNA polymerase II. The record is from RefSeq and is a predicted model, not a curated record. Gene Ontology annotation, cellular component: nucleus. Bases 217 to 1509 code for a protein of 430 amino acids. The transcript has 10 exons.
ACAGUCCUAGUCUACACCUAUGCAAAAGACUAGCACUACAUCUGCCAAUAAGAAAUGCUCGUUUAAGAGAGGAGUAAAAACCGCUGACUAUAAAGUGCACUUCCGCGUAAAAUACGGGGAAUUCACUAUAGAAAUUAUGAGCGCCGAUUGCAUUUGAAGAAAUUAUAAUCACUUCCUCGAAACGAACCCUUACCGCGAAAUAACUAGUCGAUCACGAUGUCCCUUGUAGAUUUAGGGAAGAAGUUGUUGGAGGCAGCACGAUCAGGACAAGAUGAUGAGGUUCGCAUUUUAAUGGCAAAUGGAGCACCAUUUACCACAGACUGGCUUGGAACAUCUCCGCUUCAUCUUGCAGCACAGUAUGGUCACUUUUCUACAGCAGAAGUACUGCUUAGAGCUGGUGUCAGUCGAGAUGCUAGAACUAAGGUUGACCGAACUCCUUUACAUAUGGCAGCUUCAGAAGGUCAUGCAAGUAUUGUGGAGGUGUUACUAAAGCAUGCUGCUGAUGUCAAUGCAAAGGAUAUGCUGAAGAUGACAGCUUUACAUUGGGCUACCGAACAUGGUCACCAGGAAGUGGUUGAAUUAUUAAUAAAAUAUGGUGCUGAUGUUCACGCGCAGAGUAAAUUUGGCAAAACUGCCCUAGACAUUGCAGUAGACAAUGGAAAUGAUGAAUUGGCAGACAUUUUGCAGAUAGCUAUGCAGAAUCAAAUCAAUACAAACCCAGAGAGCCCAGACACAGUAACAAUACAUUCUGCAACACCUCAGUUUAUCAUUGGACCUGGAGGAGUAGUAAAUCUUGCAAGUCUGGUAUCCACAACAAAUUCAAAGACAACAGAAGACACUUGUAUAUCAACGGUACAGUUUGGGAACUCAUCAACUUCCGUGUUGGCUACAUUAGCAGCCUUAGCAGAAGCAUCAGCUCCUCUGACCAACUCUUCAGACACACCAGUGGUUGCCUCAGAGGAAGUCGUGACUGCAGAUACUGUAGAUGGUGCAGUACAGCAGGUUGUUAGCACUGGAGGUCAGCAAGUCAUUACCAUUGUUACAGAUGGCAUUCAGCUUGGGAAUUUGCAGUCUGCUAUCCCAGCUACGGGAAUAAGUCAACCGAUUAUUGUAACUAUGCCAGAUGGACAACAAGUUUUAACUGUCCCUGCCACGGACAUAGCCGAGGAAACUGUCAUAAGUGAAGAGCCACCAUUAAAGAGACAGUGUUUUGAAGUCGUUGAUAAUACUGCUAAAUCAAUAGAAACUGAGGGGGGCAAAGAUGUCACAAGCAUUCUGAAACAUUUGGGAGAAGCAAUGAAAAACAAGGCUGAUGUCAGUGAUGAAGUCAAGACAUUACCAGACAAUUUGAUUAAGGAGCGAGAAUCUUUGCAGAAGCAGCUGGAAGAAGCCAACAGAGAGGCUCAAAGGUAUCGACAACAACUUUUGAAGAAAGAGCAAGAAGCAGAAGCCUAUAGGCAAAAACUAGAAGCAAUGACUCAUCUCCAGAGUAACAAAGAAGCUAUUUAAAUAAUUUAUCUUUGAUUCUUUAAAAAGAAAAAUAAUGCAGAUGUGCUCAAUAGCAGUACAUUUCUAGAAAACUGAAAGUUCUAAAAAUAAUUUUCUGUUCUGUCAAAAAUGCAGAUGAUGAUCUGCAGUCCUGAAAAAAUGAACACUGAAAAGUUUCUGUUAAUUUUGUGUUGUAUUUAUUUGUAUUAAGCUUUUAAGCUUGUAUAAUGUGUGUUUAAUGGUUUGCUAUUCAUUACAAACUGUAUGCUUAAACACAAACAGGAAUUAUCUUAUCAGUAGACCACAGACAUACAUGGAACAAAAGUUGUAUUGUCCAGUAAUCUUGUUUUUUACUACUUUUUAUUUAUUUUUUAUAAAUACAGUGCUUUAAC